AAUGAAUGUGUCAAUUCUGUAGUAAACGUCACGGAUUCGAUAUGCCAAAAGCACACAUGCACCACCCCUUGAUGACAGUAGCCGAGACGGGUUACGCCCACUGAUGCUAGUAUUCAUCCGACUCCACAGAUUUACUCACCAUCUUCUUCUGCAACUUCAGGUUUCGUAUUUUUCUGAUCGUCUGCGAAUGUCGAAUCUAACGACGUUUCAGCAAGUUCUAUACCAUCUACGCUACUAUCCCCGGUGGCCAUUUUGUCAUCUAUGACUUCACUUUAACCAACACCUUCACUUUUGCACGACGUGUGACACUCAAAAGCAUAUCUGAUGAUUAUGAUUUCUGUCUCAUGAUCGAGGAUUCUUCAAGUAAAACAAGGUUCAUGCUUGGGUAAAAAUUGGCGAAUGUUCCCCUAUAUGCAUUAGAGGUAGCUUGGCCACACCAUUGAGAAACUCAUUCUCCUGUCCUGAGUGGGUGGAAGCAGCGCAGCGGGUGGACUUCAUUGGGCAGGACACAAUCGAAGGGAGAGCGUAGAAAGAAAGAGAGCGGUAUAGUACGAAAAUGGGAUAUCAAAUGAAAGUGUCUCCUUACGUGUUUGUCCUCAGGAAAUAUACUCUUUUAAAAAUUCAGAUAUGACAAAUCCACAGCACUAGUGAAUCAUCCUUUUCACAUUUCGGCAAGAUUUUGCAUAUUUUUGUUCCUUUAUUUAAAUUUCACUCAAAGGAUGAUGAAGAUGUCUGAGUAUUCGCCCUUUGCAAAGCUGAAAUGACAGCUCAGCUGACAGUGUUUUGUUCGAGAUAGCACAUUGACUUCGGUACAAGUGGCGAGCACAGGAGAAACAUUCUGCCCGUCCCUCAUCAGAUCGCGUAAAUAAGUAUGUGGUAAAAUGUCGGGGAAGGCCAAGUCUGAAGGCACAGCCAAAAUGUGAUGCCUUUUCGUUGUCCUAGCCGACCUUGAGUCUUUGAAGUUCAUUUGAAUAUAUCUUCUCCCAAUCAUAUUUACAUGACCUCCCAUUGAGAAGAGAUUGUAUCCUUGAAAGUCAUGGCUGAAAAUACACCUGAAAGUGAUUUGGGGAGUAUAGAAUGUUUUCAGAACUACACGGCGCCCGAAGUUUUUAUCCAAGGACUUGCGGGAAUCGUGAAUCAACAAGAUGUUGAAGCUAUGAUUCGAGCUCAGAAACAGAUGCUUCAGAGAUUUGAGAAAACAAAUGAAAUGUUAACCAACUGUAAUGCUUUGUCUGUAAAUCGUCUGAAGACAGCUGGCACUGAAUUUAAGAAACACACACAACUGCUUUUGGAGAUGAAAAAAGAUUUGGAUAAUAUUUUCAAAAGGAUUAGAGUAUUAAAAAAUAAGCUCUCUAGUCAGUACCCAGAGGGAUUUGAAGUUGCAGCCCAACAACAAGUUUGCAAUGACUUGGAUGUUGAAGAAACCUUCAGUGCAGCAUGUGCCUCCAAGCACGAGGAGUCUCCUGAUUUGCCUCCUCAUAAUGUGAGCGCAGGUACAUUGGAAUGUGAUACCUACUCUGGAGGGUACAGUAGGCUUUUAGAGGAAGCCAGCACCCCUGAACAUCAUCAGAGGGUGAAGCGAGGAAAUAGUUCAUCUACUGACAGUCCAAAUGGUAACAGCAACAAUGAGUCCUCUCCAUGUACUUCAGAUACAGGAUGAUUGAAGUUGUCUCGUGUUCACUCUCAUGUGCACUGAGUGACAAAGUCAUGUUUUCCUGCACUCUUUACCUCAGGGUGAAUUAUCUUCAUAGAAUUGAAUAUACCAUUGCUAAGUGUCGUUUCAAAAUAUAGUUUUCCAUUUAGCGUUUUGUUUUUUGUGUACAGCUUCAAAAUCAUUUUACAGUGAGAAAUAUUUGAGUGAUGUGAAUAAUACAUAUAGUUACCGUGGCAUGUAUACUUUGUGAGAGACAUAGAAUACAAAGUCUUUUCAUCAUCAUCAACUGUAUAUUGAUGUUAGAUAAUAAUAUGAAAAAAAGAAAGAAAUGGAAUUUGAUAUUAAGAGUCUAUCAAUUAAACUGCUUUGGAAAGAAUAGACAUACGUAGAGUAUGUACAUACUGUAAUAAGUUUUAAUAAAGUAAUAUAAAUAGUGUUUCGUGUUUAAUGUUAAGUUAUGUCAAGUCAAUUUUUUCCAUAUUUUGCAUUAUUGAUUUACAAAAUUUGUUCAAAGUUUCAUUAUUGUUAUUAUUGUAUAAGAUUAAUUUUGUAUAUAAUGACUGUUUAAUUAUUGUGUUAAUGUGGAAUUUUAAUUUGUAUCAGUGUGUGAAAAUAUACUCAGUUUUUUACAUAAUGCCAUUUUUGGAUUGUUUUAUUUGAGCUUGUUUGCAAUGCAAAUGUGUGUUAAAUAAAAUGCACGAUGUAUUUUUA
Messenger RNA from Gryllus bimaculatus (two-spotted cricket), 2365 nucleotides. The record is from the annotation of a GenBank genome assembly. Lineage: Eukaryota; Metazoa; Arthropoda; Insecta; Orthoptera; Gryllidae.